Molecule: messenger RNA, 928 nt
Organism: Fopius arisanus
Lineage: Eukaryota; Metazoa; Arthropoda; Insecta; Hymenoptera; Braconidae
Product: pre-mRNA-splicing factor ISY1 homolog
Exons: 4
Coding region: 164-871 (235 amino acids)
Biological process (GO): mRNA 3'-splice site recognition; generation of catalytic spliceosome for second transesterification step
Cellular component (GO): Prp19 complex; catalytic step 2 spliceosome; post-spliceosomal complex
Source: RefSeq, a predicted model, not a curated record
ACACUUUUUACAUGCUCUCUGCCAUGACACUUUUCAGUCCACGCUAGGAAAUUGUUAUGCUUUGAGCAUAAAACAGGUUAUUCGGAGAGAACACUAGUAAUAAAAUAUUGUAUGCAACAACAAUUCUUUAUUAUAUUUAUUUACAAAUAGUAGAAAGAAAAUAAUGGCUCGUAAUGCAGAGAAAGCUAUGACAACAUUGGCUCGAUGGAGAGCCGCACAGAGUGGCGAGGGGAUAAAAAAGGAACAAGAAAGACGACCAUAUCUCGCUUCGGAGUGUCGAGACUUGCGAAAAGCCGAAAAAUGGAGAAUGCAAAUUAUCCGAGAGAUUGCCAAAAAAGUAGCACAGAUUCAAAAUGCGGGAUUGGGUGAAUUCAGAAUACGUGAUCUCAAUGAUGAAAUAAACAAAUUAUUGAGAGAGAAACGGCAUUGGGAGGCACAAAUUAAGGAAUUGGGAGGUCCAGAUUAUCCCCGAGUUGGUCCAAAAAUGUUGGAUCACGAAGGACGUGAGGUGCCUGGAAACCGAGGAUAUAAAUAUUUUGGAGCUGCCAAAGAAUUGCCAGGUGUUCGUGAGUUAUUUGAACAGGAGCCACCACCGCCACCCAGAAAAACCCGAGCUGAAUUGAUGAAAGAUAUAGAUGCAGAUUAUUAUGGAUACAGAGAUGACGAUGAUGGUAUUUUAUUACCGCUGGAGCAAAAAGCUGAACAAGAGGCCCGAGAAAAAUCUCUGAGAGAAUGGACUCCUCCAAAAGAUAUCGAAAUGGAAAAUUCUCAACUUGAUACAAAACAAAAAGCUGUACCCACACAACAUGACAUUUGUCAAGCAUUGCUGGCCAGAAAGAAACAGGAAUUGUUAGAAAAAUAUGUUCUCUAAGGCUCUUUAUUAAUUCAUUGUACAUGAAGGGUGGGAAUAAAAAUUCAUUGUAUUGAA